Anoplopoma fimbria (sablefish) is the source of this 2909-nucleotide messenger RNA. RefSeq names its product major facilitator superfamily domain containing 3 (gene slc33a2). The coding region runs from base 223 to 1488 and encodes 421 amino acids. The record is from RefSeq and is a predicted model, not a curated record. Gene Ontology annotation, cellular component: membrane. The transcript has 6 exons. Gene Ontology annotation, molecular function: transmembrane transporter activity. NCBI's taxonomy places the organism in Eukaryota, Metazoa, Chordata, Actinopteri, Perciformes, Anoplopomatidae. Gene Ontology annotation, biological process: transmembrane transport.
CUGGCAACCUCAUAGCUCAUUCAGACCAUAACUAUAAACAAGAGGAGCAGCUUCUCCGGUUAGCAACCGCUAGGCUAACCGACUUUCUCUCUCAGUAGGUCCAACAGUUUAUCUGGGUCAGCCAGUCCAUUUGAGGAUCUCCACCUUCCAUUCAAACAAUGACCUGACCAAUGGACCACAGCAGUGUCUGCUCAAUUAGAGGGUCUCUUGUGGGGGUAGAUCAUGAAUGACAAACUUGUCUUCCUGGGCCUGCUGUACUUUGUCCAGGGCAUCCCCUAUGGUCUCCAGUCUUCCCUGCUUCCUGUCUACCUGCGUGGAGCCGGUCACUCCCUAACACGCAUUGGCUUCACCAAGAUCCUCUACUUCCCAUGGGUCCUCAAGGUGCUCUGGGCCCCUUUUGUGGACCGGGUUGGCACGAAGCGCCGCUGGCUGGUGGGGACAGUGUCUGGGCUGGCUCUGACAUGCCUCGCCAGUGCUGCCCUGGCCCCAGAAGCACAUAUCUGGGGAGUAGCAGGAACCCUGUUGGCCAUGAACUCCUUGGCUUCUGUCCAGGAUAUUGCUGUAGACGGGGCCGCGGUGGGGUUGUUGAAAGGUCGUGGGGAGCUGGGCCUGGGCAACACAGCCCAAGUCGUGGGCUAUAAAGCUGGAUCUGUGUUUGCCGGAGGUGGGCUGCUGGCUGUGAUUGACGUGGCUGGAUGGAGCUGGAUGUUUAUGCUGCUGACGUUUGUGUACGCAGGCGUGGCACUGUUUGUGUGGGGGGCCCCUGUGCUGGACGAUGAUACUUUGAGGGCUCAACAGGCAGAUGGCAGCAGGAGGGGAGGGCAGGGAGCAGACGCUAUGAGGCCAUGGAGAGUGUGGAGGAAAAUGCUGGCAGUGCCGGGCACCCCUUGGACAGUCCUGUAUGUGCUGACCUACAAACUAGGUGAGCAGGGUGCAGUGACCAUGUUUCCUCUUUUCCUGUUGGAUCAUCACAUGACCGCCAGGGAGCUCGGCUUCUGGAAUGGCGUUAUCGCCAUGGGCUUCUCCAUCUGUGGGUCUUCCCUGGGAGGCGUGCUGCUCGCUCAGUUCAGCAUCGGGGCUAUGAUGCGACGUGUGUUUGUACUGCGAACCAUCAGCAUGGUCUUCCAGAGCUCUCUACUCACUGUACUGGAACCAUCACCACUCAUGAAAGGUAUGGCCGUCCUGAGUAUGAGUGUUCAACACUUUUUGGGCGGGCUCAUCACCACCCUCACCUUCACUACCAUGAUGCAUUGCACUCAGAGGGCCGAGGAAAGCAUCCAGGCGACCCACUACAGUUUCCUGGCGACUUUGGAGGUGCUGGGAAAGCUGACAUUCAGCGCUCUGGCCGGAGGCGUGGUGGAUUGGUUUGGUUUCCAAGUUGCCUUCCUCUUCUUCCUCACCCUCUCCGCCGGGACAGCCCUGCACGUGUGGACGGCGACCUUCACUGGUGCUCUCAGGGAGCACCAGCUCAAAGAACAGCCCAAGUGAGAUCAGGAUCAGGAAAGGUCCUGAUACGGGGCGUCUGCAGGUGCAGAAAAUGUAUUAAAAUAACUUGAGUUUGACUACCAGUAUUCAGACACCUCUAAAGUCCUUCCGAUAAAUAUUUAACUUAUGACUUUAGCAAAUCAUUUCAGUAGAGAAGAUAUGAAUAAGUUGACUUUCUUGUUCAGCCAUUUUAAGGAGAAAUCAGCCAUGCAGUUAAAUACUCUACUACAGUGUGCUUCUUUUAUUUUUUUAUUUUUUGCACAAUUGUCAUUUUACUGGCAAAACUGGCCUUAAGUUUUAUUUACUUUACAUUUGAAAUGUCUGGAAAAGUCUUAAUAUUUACAGUAACGUGAGGAAACCUGCAGAUACUAUGUAGUUAGAGAUGAUCACAUUGAGUAAUGAGUUGUCUGGACAGUAUGGGAUCAGUGCAUCCAAUAAGUGUGAUGAAUUGGCAGUGACGUAAAGUCAUACUGUACUGAGAGUUGAGAAAUACUUAGGGAAAUAUAAUCAAAACUGUUUUUAUCAUCUGAGCCAUCUUACUGUUUUAAUAAGCCAGCAAUAAGAGCUGUAGCCAAAAGCAAUUUCGCUACUUUGUGAUGCUUGUUCUAUCAUAUUGUACGGGGUAUAAAUAUGUCAGUCAGUCUCCUGAGUUGUAUGGGUUACACUUCUAAAUGAAUGAAUCUCUACUACCUCAGCGCUGUAUGGUACGAUACACAGGAGGCAAAUGUAUACAGUAGCUGCACCAAGUAGAGCAUACACUCAUUCACAAUGAAUAGUUGCAAUACAUACACUAUGUUACCUAAGCUACAACAGUUAGCAAAAGUAUGGCUGCAGUUAGUGCAACUGUUUCAUGUUCAUCUAUUUAAAAGUGAAUCCAAAUGCACACCAGCUGUUGAAUCAGGAGCAUUUAUUCUGUUUUUCAGAGAAGAGUCCCUUUCCGCUUAUUUCUUACACAUUGCAUGUUGCCAUCUUGUCUAGGUUUUUCAUCAAAGAAUCUGACUUAUCAAAAAAACUGAUAAUAACUAUGUUCUUUAUAAAUCUUAAAAGACAAAUACCACUGCCAAAUUGCAGUCACUUUUGUGUUUUAUGUCAAUAAUAUGUACUGUAGAAUGUACUGUAACUCUCCAUGGUACUGCGCGCUAUAUAGAAUAUUUCUCCAAGCUUUAAAUAUGAAUGAAACAGCAGCGUAGAAUGAUCUGUUUUCACCAGGUUCUGAAAUUAAGUCUUAAUGAAGUCUUAAAAUUGAUAAUGGAGACAGGCAGAUACAACAAGGAUGGAUAUGUUUGCAAUAAGGCAGUAAUCCCAGCAACUUCAGCCAAAAUAAACCUGCUUUCACCAUCAUAACAUGAAGGGAUGCCAUAUUACAUCAUUACUGGUUCAUCCAUGUAGCCAGGUUCUCUAUGAGAUUUGCACAAAAAAUAAAG